UGUUGAUGUGUCUCGCAGUACCUUUUAAAUGCGUACAGCUAUUCCUAGAGGACAGGCUCAAUGCUACUAUACCCUGGACUCCUUUUCUGCUGCGGUCAGUCUGUUCUUACAUGUUUGGAGCUAUGAUUUAGGGCUGACAUACUUACGCUAUAUGAAUGUUAGCGUUGUGUGGUGGUAUUUGUAGAGCCGGAGUAUUAAACCAAGGAUGAGAACUCUGAGGUUGCUUCUAAGC
Messenger RNA from Phanerochaete carnosa HHB-10118-sp, 232 nucleotides. RefSeq lists its product as uncharacterized. The coding region runs from base 29 to 184 and encodes 51 amino acids. The record is from RefSeq and is a predicted model, not a curated record. The transcript has a single exon. Lineage: Eukaryota; Fungi; Basidiomycota; Agaricomycetes; Polyporales; Phanerochaetaceae.